Molecule: messenger RNA, 821 nt
Organism: Solanum dulcamara
Lineage: Eukaryota; Viridiplantae; Streptophyta; Magnoliopsida; Solanales; Solanaceae
Product: 14 kDa proline-rich protein DC2.15-like
Exons: 1
Coding region: 79-489 (136 amino acids)
Source: RefSeq, a predicted model, not a curated record
UUUAAUUCUUCAUCAUCACAAUUCAAUACAUUUCUCUCUUACCUUCCCUUUAGCUAGCAAAGUUUAAGAGUCCAUAAGAUGGCUAAGUCACUUGCCCUUUUUCUUCUAUUCAAUAUCCUUUUCUUCACUGUGGUGAGUUCAUGCAACACUUGCCCUGGCCCUAAACCAAAACCAAAGCCAAAGCCAAAGCCAACGCCGAAGCCAUGUCCCCCUCCUCCUUCAAAAGAAGGCAAAUGCCCAAAAGAUGCCUUAAAAUUAGGUGUUUGUGCUAAUGUGCUUAAUGGUUUGUUAAAUGUAACACUUGGAACUCCACCUGUAAAACCAUGCUGUAGUCUUAUUGAAAAUCUUGUGGAUUUGGAGGCUGCUGUUUGUCUUUGCACUGCACUUAAGGCUAAUAUUUUGGGGAUUAACCUUAAUCUCCCUAUUUCACUAAGCUUACUUCUUAAUGUUUGUAGCAAGGAGGCUCCAAAGGGAUUCACUUGUUCCUAAAUAGUUCUCUGCCUUCUCUGUUUUUGCUUUUCUGAAGUUGGUCGUUGAUUUUUUUUAUUUGUUGACAAGUUUCUGAUGUUUUAUUUGUCGGGGGAAUCUUAAUAGUUCAGUUGAUUGGCUACAUGAAUAUUCAUCUUCUUUGGUGCGAGUUCGAUUCCCCACUUGUAAUUCCUUUUCCAUUUCUCCUUCCUUAAAAAAAAAUGUUGUAUUUGUCUAUGCACUAAACAUCUUGUUAGGUGCAAGGUUGUGAUUUGCUUUGGAUUGCUAAUUGUUGGAAAGACAAGUACUGUUUGUGUGCCCUUUGGAAAUAAACAAUAUAUUUCUUAGUAUCA